AUGAGAGAUUCGGCUUCUGGCCUCGAGAACCGGGCCCGCCCGCAGGAAUUCGCAGACUUCAAGAUCUUUAAGGCAGAUGCACGCCAGAGAAACGAGGUGUUAAUGCUUGAGCCUGUUGUACAACUUUACAACUGUUCGAAGUCCACCACGGCACUCUUGAGCCGCAUCUUGUUGCCAGGUGAGGAGGUGCGAGCGGAGCGGUCCAACUGGGUUAGCGACAUUUCAACGGCUAUUCGGUUGGUGACCCAAUCGCUCUUCCCACCGUUCCGUAUUGCGUCGUGGCCUUAG
Molecule: messenger RNA, 288 nt
Organism: Symbiodinium sp. CCMP2592
Lineage: Eukaryota; Dinophyceae; Suessiales; Symbiodiniaceae
Source: the annotation of a GenBank genome assembly